AUGAAUUUAGAAAAUGAAGAAAAUAAAGAAUUUAAAAUAGAAAAAUAAAUAUCAUCUGGAGCAUUCGGAAAUAUAUUUAAAGCAAUAAGAUUAAAAGAUUUAUAGAUAUUUGCAAUAAAAACAUUGUAUUUUGGGAAUGAUAAAAAUAAAAUUUUACGAGAAAUUAAUAAUUUAGAAUUAUUAAAAGGCUGUAAAAAUGUUGUUUAAUUGAUUCAAUAUAACAUUUUUAAAAACAAAUGUUAGAUUAUACUUGAGUAUGUUCCAUAUGAUUUAAAAUAAUAUUUAGAAAAUUCAUAUUUUCCAUUAAGCCAUUCAAAAGUUUGGAUUAAAUUCAUAAAAAAAAUAUAAUACAUAGAGAUAUUAAACCUUCUAAUAUAUUAAUAACUGAUAAUUUCGAGAUAAAAAUAGGUGAUUUGGGAUCUUCUAUAAUUAAAAAAGAAGGAUAAUAUUCGAUAGAAGGAUUUACUAGAUGGUAUAAAUCUCCAGAAUAAUUAUUUGGAUAUAGAUAAUAUGAUUAUUAAACUGAUAUCUGGAGUUUUGGUUGCAUUUUUGCAUAGCUUUUGUUAGGUUAUGCUUUGUUUAAUGGAAAUAAUGAAAUCGAAUAAAUAUGUAAAAUAUCAGAUUUACUAGGAGAUCCCUGUGAAAAAAACUGGCCAAGUAUUAUUUAAAUGCCUGAUUUUGGUAAAGUUAUUUUUAAACCGAAAGAAAGAUAAAAUUUUGAAGAUAUAUUUUGCUUUUCUAAUGCGUCUGAAAUUCGAUUUUUAAAAUUGA
This is a messenger RNA of Ichthyophthirius multifiliis, 771 nucleotides long. Its product is annotated as protein kinase domain protein. Gene Ontology annotation, molecular function: ATP binding; protein kinase activity. The transcript is spliced from 3 exons. Gene Ontology annotation, biological process: protein phosphorylation. The record is from RefSeq and is a predicted model, not a curated record. NCBI's taxonomy places the organism in Eukaryota, Ciliophora, Oligohymenophorea, Hymenostomatida.